CCAGGUGGAAGGGAGGGAGAAAGGAGAAAGAGAUGAUUGAGUCAGAGAUAGUGAGAGAGGCAGCAGGUACCAGGUGGAAGGGAGGGAGAAAGGAGAAAGAGAUGAUUGAGUCAGAGAUAGUGAGAGAGGCAGCAGGUACCAGGUGGAAGGGAGGGAGAAAGGAGAAAGAGAUGAUUGAGUCAGAGAUAGUGAGAGAGGCAGCAGGUACCAGGUGGAAGGGAGGGAGAAAGGAGAAAGAGAUGAUUGAGUCAGAGAUAGUGAGAGAGGCAGCAGGUACCAGGUGGAAGGGAGGGAGAAAGGAGAAAGAGAUGAAGUAGUCAGAGAUAGUGAGAGAGGCAGCAGGUACCAGGUGGAAGGGAGGGAGAAAGGAGAAAGAGAUGAA
This is a messenger RNA of Geodia barretti, 382 nucleotides long. NCBI's taxonomy places the organism in Eukaryota, Metazoa, Porifera, Demospongiae, Tetractinellida, Geodiidae. The record is from the annotation of a GenBank genome assembly.